Messenger RNA from Juglans microcarpa x Juglans regia, 741 nucleotides. RefSeq lists its product as uncharacterized. The transcript is spliced from 3 exons. Gene Ontology annotation, molecular function: nucleic acid binding; RNA-DNA hybrid ribonuclease activity. NCBI's taxonomy places the organism in Eukaryota, Viridiplantae, Streptophyta, Magnoliopsida, Fagales, Juglandaceae. Bases 1 to 741 code for a protein of 246 amino acids. The record is from RefSeq and is a predicted model, not a curated record.
AUGGCAGCAGAUCAAAAGGGGCAAUCAUCUUAUAGUAUGAAGAAGGGUGAAGUCUGGAAAGAUAUAUGGAAGUUAUUGGUGCCAAAUGCAACAUGCAUGUUAUUGUGGAGAGCUUGCCAUGAGUCUUUACAAACAAACCAGAACCUGGUUAAAAGGAGAAUUAGGGAGAAUGCUAUGUGCCCAAUCUGUCAAAUUGAACGAGAAUCUGUGACUCAUGCUCUUUGGUCAUGCAGUUCUGCUCAAGAUGUGUGGGGAGCUAGUUUGAAGAGUUUGCAGAAAAUCAAAGUUGAAGAAAUCCAGUUCAAGGUUUUGGUUGCCAACCAGAAGCAAGAAGCAGAAGGGCUGACAACAUACCAAGUCUCUCAGUGGACUGCUCUUCCUCCACAGGUGUUUAAGGCCAAUUGGGAUGCUUCAGUAGAUCGUGCAAACUGCAGAAUAGGUGUUAGGGUGAUCAUUAGAGAUUGGCAUGGUCAGCUGCAUUUGUCAAGGAUUAUACUUGAAGGAGAUGCCAAGAUUGUAGUUGAUGAGAUCAAUAGUGAUUCAGGAAAAUGGACUUCAGAAGGUAUGAUCAUUCAGUACAUUAGAAACAAGCUUGGUCUGAUGCAACAGUGGUCGGUUAAGCAUGUCCCAAGGAAUCUCAAUAUUGUGGCUCAUUUAUUAGCUAAGGAUGCACUAAAACUCUUUGAGGAGAGCAUUGUAACGGAGGGAAUUCCUCCUUGUAUCCAAGCUGUAUUGAUUUAA